Lates calcarifer (barramundi perch) is the source of this 914-nucleotide messenger RNA. RefSeq lists its product as uncharacterized. Lineage: Eukaryota; Metazoa; Chordata; Actinopteri; Centropomidae. The transcript is spliced from 2 exons. The coding region runs from base 96 to 782 and encodes 228 amino acids. The record is from RefSeq and is a predicted model, not a curated record.
AAGACGUCACCCUCGUUCAGUUUACAAUGAUCAACCGAGUCCAUCAGUGCCCACAGUUCUGACAAAAACACUGACUCACUCAAAGAUUUAAAAGCAUGGAGAGACAUUUCCAACGACGAUGGAUGCAAACAGUCACUCGCUUGAAUGAUGAACACUUUGCAUGUAAUCUUACAAAAGUCCUCGGGAAAAGGCGGUAUCUGUACUCUCCAGCCUGUAACAGUUCUGAGCUGGACUGUAUCUCCUCCUUGCCAUCUCAGCCCGCUUUUCCUGAAUCUGGACCCUCCAAAUCUGCUCCAGAACCUGGGGGUCCAAACAUGUGGGAGCCAGUCAGCAUGAGUGCUGACUUUUCUCACACAGAGGAAGCCUUUUCUCCCCAGAUGAAGGCCUCAUGCAGAUUGAAGAGUGAUGUUGAGGCUUGCAUGAGCCAAAGCACUGAGGCCACAGAAAGCAGCUGGACAUUAAAGACUCUGCACCAGGUCACGUUCAGCUCCAAAUACCUUGACCCCUGUACGAAUCAAGGCUAUGAGACUGCAGGUUGCAGAUACCUCUACGCUCCCCCAUCUGAUAUAUCUGGAUUUGUGGAUGAGGGCUAUCCACCUUACAUCCAGAUUCAUCUUGAUAAAGAGGAGCCAGAGAUCAGCUCACUGGAAAGUGAUGAAAAACUGUCUGAGACAUCCAGCUGUGCUGCAGCUGUAAGUAAACAGACUCCUUGUGUUGACAUCGCUUUAGUAAAUGAAGAGGAUAAAUUCAACAUGCUGAAUCUCAAAAGGACUCAAAUCUGAACUGACUUUUUCCAGGGUCAGUCACUGGUUGCAGAAGCAGAUGAGCCCCCAAUUCAGGUCAUCUAGCACCCAACUGCAUCCCUGUGAUCUCCUGAACUGACCAAAGUUUUGAAAAUUUUUGAAUAAAAUCAC